Molecule: messenger RNA, 3278 nt
Organism: Polyodon spathula (Mississippi paddlefish)
Lineage: Eukaryota; Metazoa; Chordata; Actinopteri; Acipenseriformes; Polyodontidae
Product: cytosolic 5'-nucleotidase 3-like
Exons: 10
Coding region: 256-1203 (315 amino acids)
Cellular component (GO): cytoplasm
Molecular function (GO): magnesium ion binding; 5'-nucleotidase activity
Source: RefSeq, a predicted model, not a curated record
CACUUUAAAAGCCCCCGGAACCGGCUGGGUUGCUAUGUGACCAAGCAGGAAUCAUUUAGUAACUUUCGCUGGCUUUGCUUCCGCAUGUCACCGUGUGUUAGGUUUGCGUGUAGCUCAUCUCUCGGAGUUGUUAUGUGUGUUUAGUGCUAGUAAUAUCGACUGUUUGUUUUAAAGACGUUUUUAUUGCUUUAUGGUUUAAGUUUUUUUUUUCUUUUAAUUAUUAUUUUUUUUAGAAAAACUGAAUCUUCCUGGAAGAUGGCGUACGCGAUGUCCUGGAUAAUUAACCCAGUGAGGGCCGCUGGAACAGUUUGGCACCAAAUGAAAAAAUAUAACGAGUUGCCCGUACUUGCCAAGCCGAACGUGUGCAUCCGAGACCGGAAGAGGGUGGAAGAAAUGAUCCUCUCCCUUCAGAAAGGAGGGGCCAGCAAACUACAGAUUAUUUCCGACUUUGAUAUGACCUUGACCAGGUUUGCCCACAAUGGAAAGCGCUGCCCCUCCUGUCACAAUAUCGUGGAUACAAGCCGGUUGAUCAGUGAAGACUGUAAAAAGAUGCUUAAAGAUCUUUUGAAUACCUACUAUCCUAUUGAAAUAGACCCAAGUCGAUCCGUUGAAGAGAAGUUACCGUUAAUGGUUGAAUGGUGGACAAAAGCCCAUGACUCCCUGGUAGAGCAGAAGAUUCGAAAGGACCAGCUUGAGAUGGCAGUGAGGGAGUCUGACGCCAUGCUCAGAGAUGGGUUCAAGACUUUCUUUGACCAACUUUACGAGCACAGCAUUCCCCUGGUGAUCUUCUCCGCGGGGAUUGGGGAUGUCCUAGAGGAGAUCAUUCGCCAGGCCGGAGUCUUUCACCCCAACAUCAAGGUGGUCUCCAACUACAUGGACUUCGAUGAGAACGGUGUUCUGCGGGCGUUCAAAGGGGAGCUGAUCCACACCUAUAACAAGCGGGAGGGGGCGCUGAAGAACUCCGGGCUCUUCAACCAGCAGACAGGGAGCCGAAACAUCAUCCUGCUGGGAGACUCCAUGGGGGACCUCAGCAUGGCGGACGGGGUGGAGAACACGGAGAACAUCCUCAAGAUUGGAUUCCUCAACGACAAAGUGGAGGAGCGAAGGGAACAGUAUUUAAACUCCUACGACAUUGUGCUGGUGAAGGACGAAUCCAUGGAUGUCGUGAACGGAAUCCUGCAGUACAUCAUUGCCAAGAACUGAGGAGCAGCGAGCCAGGAAAGGACUGGGUGUGCAAACGCUUGCUGUGCGCUACGACGCCCACCUCCGUGCCUCGCCUAAAUCGUACCCAGACCCCGUUUGUUUCGUUGUCAGCCUGUGUUAAUAAGAAAAGCCACUUAUCUGAAAAGGGAAACUGUGGUGUAUGGCAGAGUAUUCAGCACCACCCUUAACUGUUUGGAGGCCAGUGUGUGGUUUAUUUUUUCUAUAUAGUUGUCUGUCUUUUUUAAGUUCCUCAUUCUGAAAAAGUCAUUCUUUUUAAAAAGAACAGAGAUUCACUCUGCUGUCUUGUCUUGAUUCUUUUUUUUAAAAGAAGAAAGCUGUUCUGCACUUUUAUUUUUUUUUUUAAACCUGUACUUUCCAUAUUGUUUGUAGCCAGACAGUCAUGUGCACAUGUAUUAGAACACCUCAAGUUUUAUGGUUUAUAUCCUUUAUAUACAUACCUGCAUGAAAACCUCUGGGGUGAGAAUUUCGGUCAGUAAUUGGUGAUUUACAAACAAUAGGCACUCGUGUGGAAAUGCUAGACCACUUUGUACUUUAAUUAGGCACCUUAAACUAUCUAAAGUCUCCUGCAUUUUACCAUUUGAGGCUACAUGUUCCUUGUUCUCUUACUGUUUUACAUUAGUUGCAUUUGUGGCCUAUUAAAGUCAUUAGUUAAAUGAAACAGUUGCUGAUUUGCCUUUUUUUGACAAUUUUUCCAAGAUUUAUCCUUACAUGUGCUUAACAGAUAAAAACUACAGAAGCAAUGGGAUAUUCUAAUAAGUGUGCACACUGCUGGAUCUAAUAUAUAGGAUAAGCUUGGAUAGUAGUUUGGGACAGGCAACAUUGCUCAAGUGUUAUUUUUACAAAAGGUAAUGUCUACCAAGUUUACAUUGUAAAACAUUUAAUUAAAAAAAAACGUACAUUGGGGGAGAAAUUGUAAAGCUUACAAUUGAAGCACUAGUGUCGACGAAUGGGUUUGUGGAAUGAUUUUUUCAUAUUCCAGUUUCAACGCCUCUAACCAGAGUGCUCCAGUAACUUCCUAUGCUGUGUGUGUGUGGGGGGGGGAUUAUGUAUUAUUACAUGUGCUACCAUUCUGAAAGUGUUCAAUGUUUUAGAAGUGUAAAUUGACAGGCAUGUUUACAUCAUUGUAUUCCCAGCAUCCUGUUUGGCAGGCAGUCUCGUUAGACGUGCAAGUAACACAGCUCAAAUGGACCACUUUUAGGUUUCACUAUUUUAUUUUAGAGGUGUCAUAAAAGCAUCAGAAGGGCUACAUUUGCAGAAUCAAGAGUUACAUUUAGACUUCAGUUUUUGCAGAUAUAAAAAUCAGAGUAAGUUACCAUAACGAUAUAGUAUAUGGCACUUAAGCCUCUGUAAUGGAAUUUAGUUGCAAUGUUGUCUAAAACGUGGCAGCUAACCCUUUAAGAUGGAAUCUUUACCUUUUAUGUGUUACCUUUAAAUGAAAAAGCUUUCAAAAGGGCUUAAACUGGCGUCGAAUUGAAGCAGUUAUACCAGUGUUUUAUUUCGUUUCUGUAUUGAAGUACGCAUUAAACACAUCAUUGAUCAAAAUUUCAAUGUGCAGCAUUCUGUUAAAAUGAGCUUCUCACGGUGGCGGCACAUUACUUCAGUAGAAGUCACUGUUUUUUAGUCCCUUAAACUGGCUUUAAAUGAAAGCAUUUGAAGAAUUACUAUUAUGAAGGAAUUGGAAAUUGAUUUUAAAAAGGACUCCAUCCCUGCUAAGUAGAGCUAUGCAUUUCAGCUCUAGAGGACUGGCAGUGUCACUGAGAAAAAAAAUAAAGCAUUCUCACACUGCUCAAAUAAACUGUUGCUCAGAAAACUCUGGUCUUGGUUCCUGUUUAAAAGGUGUUUGUACAAUCCUACAUAGAAGAGUGGAAAAAAUAACCAAAUAAAACAGUGAAAUGCAUUGAAAAAGAAAACUGGGUGGGGGUGCAGAAAGAUGGGCUGAUGGAGAACUGAGCUGCAUUGUAACACAUGAAACAUUCUCAGAAAAGCCUGGCCCAUCUCUCUGCACCUUUGUCAUAAACUUUGCACAAAAGUCAGAAGAAAACGUAGUGUUUUGG